This is a messenger RNA of Serendipita indica DSM 11827, 858 nucleotides long. The record is from the annotation of a GenBank genome assembly. Lineage: Eukaryota; Fungi; Basidiomycota; Agaricomycetes; Sebacinales; Serendipitaceae.
AUGCCUUAUAUUCAGACUCAGAGCGGAUACACAUUCCACUACUUUCUGCCGUCAUUUAAGGAGACCCUGGAUCGCUCCAAGCCCACAAUUCUCCUUCUCCAUCCUCGCAUAUUCGAUCUACAUGUGCUUGAUCCACAGUUACAAUGCACGGAACUGUCAUCUAAGUAUAAUCUCCUCGGGGUCGACAUUCAUUGGCACGGAAAGACGAAGGUUCCAAUGGACGAUGAUAUCUUUGACUAUGACCGCGUAACACGCGAAUUACUCGAAGUCAUGGAUGCGCUCAAUGUGGAUAGAUUCCACAUAUUUGGCGUCCAGUUAGGGGCUAUUCUGGGGAUAAGAAUGGCCAUUGUGCAACCCAAGCGAAUCAUCUCGCUGAUGCUAUGCUCUACACCACCCCCAAAAGAGGAGGCGGAAAACGUGCAGCAAUAUAAAGUGAUGCGAGAAGUGUGUAGAAACGAUGCUGGCGAUGGUACCGACAGUAUUCCUUUGGAGAUUGUCGCAGCCGGACGGUGGAUCUACUUUGGGAAUCACAAGGACGCCGCACUCUUCCCAGAGUGGCUAAAGACAUCAAAUCUCAAAGCGUCAAACCAGCCCUAUGUCCACAAGUUUUUCAGCUCGCUGAUUUAUCGAAGACCACUUACCGACGAAGAGUGGGCGGCAGUCACUUGCCCUGUACUGUUGAUACACGGGGACGAUGAUCAUGUCUAUCCGACAGAGGCUGCACAUAAAAACCGCAAGAUGCUGUCUAAUGCGUCCGUAGAGCUGCACAUUCUCAAGGGAGCACCCAUGUUCUGCUCAUAUACACACCCGAGAGAAGUCAAUGCCCUCUGCAUCGACUUUCUUCAAAACUUGACGUAG